Pundamilia nyererei is the source of this 5179-nucleotide messenger RNA. RefSeq names its product bone morphogenetic protein/retinoic acid inducible neural-specific 2 (gene brinp2). The transcript is spliced from 10 exons. Gene Ontology annotation, cellular component: cytoplasm; dendrite; neuronal cell body. Gene Ontology annotation, biological process: positive regulation of neuron differentiation; negative regulation of mitotic cell cycle; cellular response to retinoic acid. NCBI's taxonomy places the organism in Eukaryota, Metazoa, Chordata, Actinopteri, Cichliformes, Cichlidae. The coding region runs from base 866 to 3277 and encodes 803 amino acids. The record is from RefSeq and is a predicted model, not a curated record.
GGAGAGCGCCGAUGAAUAGAGACGCUUUCCUUAGCUUCCUGGAGAAGCAACGCCAGGCUUGACACUGAGUGAUGAUUGUCACGCAGAGAGAGUCGGAAUAAUAACGCGGAAUCAAAUCCACAGAGAGAGGGGAGGAGGGGGCUCAGUCUGUGGAUACCUGCGCGUCUCCACUCCGGCCGCAGGUGCGCUACGGUCCCUCUAAAGGGAGUUUGAUCUGUGAGAGGCAAGUGCGAGAAGAACCAGUCCUGCAGGGAUUAUUUUUCAUUUUCUCGCCAAGUGUCAGUUUUAUUUAUUUAUUUAAUUUAUUCUUGUAGUUAAACUGAAAGCAAACUUUCUCUCCCCUUUGCGCCACCUGCAGUCAUAGUUCAACUCCAGGUCUGACUCCAGCUUCAUUCUGAGCUUUGUAAGUCUGUGGGCUGUUCUUUCAGACCUUUCCUGAGCUCGGAUUACACUGGACAGCACCUCCAGUCUGAAAGGAGAAUUCCUCAAAACUCCCAAGUUAACGAGAAUCGGGAGUCCUUUCCAGUCCAGUCUUUGCUUUAAAACGAGCUGAUGAAGAGAACAAUGUCUGGAUUAUUGCAGCCGCUGUUCAACCUGCCCCGGGAAAGAGGGGAGGAGUGAGGAAAGCAGUAAAAGAAGGGAGGAGGAAGAGGUGAAGAAGGGGGGAAGUCGGCGGCGUUUAGCUGCCGUCCACUAGUUCUUUAACGCCUUUGCUGCCCGGGUUCUCCACUCUCUUUUUACGAGAUACACGAACAAACAUCAAGAGACGCGCGGGGAGGACCUGCGUUCACACCCUGGGCCAGCGGGAGGUGACUGUCAGAAGAAAUGCCGGUCCCAGGUGCCCUAGUACAUCACCACUGGGACCAUGGCAACUCCUUGGCCAAUGAGAAGAGAGAGGUGCUCCCAUGGCUCCGCCUGCCUUGCUAGAUGGUUGGCGUCAUCCUUGAUGCUCCUAUGGUUGCCGUGGAUGUUAUUAUGGCUGCCGUGGCCUACCCAAGCUGAACAGGUGGGACAUGGCGGAAAGGUGCCGCAUGGAUCCCUUUCGUCCCCCUCAUCUUCGUCAUCUUCCUCCUCCUCCACAUCUCCUUCUGGCUCCUCACCAUGGGGUUUUAGCACAAGGCAGAGCGGAGGGCAGCUGGACUGGCUGCUGUCAGAGAAGGGCCCUUUCCACAGGUGUCCUGAGUACACCGAGUUCAGAGAGAGGUUCCAGCAGGGAUUUUCUACCAGAUACAAGAUUUACAGGGAGUUCAGCCACUGGAAGGUGAACAGCCUGGCUACGGAGAAGAGAGAUUUCCUCAAAUCUCCAUUGCCCUUAGCACCAGAGUUCCUACGCAACCUGCGGUUACUGGGCCGACGACCAACCCUGCAGCAAAUCAAUGAAAACCUCAUCAAGAAGUACGGGACCCACUUCUUGGUUACUGCCACCCUGGGAGGAGAAGAGUCUCUGACCAUUUUCCUGGACAAGCAGAAGCUGAAUAAGAAGUCCGAAGGCAACAGCAACAGCUCAGUAGUGUCUUUGGAGCUGCUCCAUCAGCUGGCCGCUUCCUACUUCACAGAUCGAGAGAGCACCCUGAGGCGACUGCACCACCUCCAGAUUGCCACCUCUGCUAUUAAGGUAACCGAAACAAGGACAGGCCCUCUCGGCUGCAGUAACUACGACAGCUUGGAUUCAGUUAGCUCGGUGUUGGUGCACAGCCCGGAAAAUAAGAUCCACCUAAAGGGAUUACAAGAUGUCCUGCCAGAGUUUCUGCGUGGGCGUUUUGUGGAGGCAGCCCUCAGCUACGUGGCAUGCAACUCGGAGGGCGAGUUGCUCUGUCGCAACAAUGACUGCUGGUGCCGGUGCUCUCCUCGCUUCCCAGAAUGCAACUGUCCUUUUGCUGACAUCAAGGUCAUGGAGGAGAACCUGGAAAAGAGCAAAGAGGCGUGGAACAACUUCAACCAAGAGUUCAUGGAAUCAGAUGAAUUCAAAGCCUUCCUGAAGCGAUUGCCCACUGAUCGCUUCCUGAAUGUGUCCAUGAUAGCCAAGCUCUGGUCAGCCGACUUAACCCUCCAAAAACGUUAUGCCCAGCUGGAGGCCAGCACCNNNNGCCUAUUAGCCUUCUUGGUGUUGAUAAUAAGAAAAAUGUAUCUUCUCUUUGCCCACUGCAGGCCUGUUGGGUUUUGGCUGACCAGGGCUCAGUCUCUCCUCUACUGCAAUGAGCAUGGAAUGCUGGGCUCCUUCUCUGAGGAGGUGAUGAGCUGUAGCUGCCCCGUGGAGCAGCCAAACUGCCAAGGAGUCAUCCCCUGUGUUGUAGGGACUUCCACCACCUCCUGCACCCUCUGCGCCUCUGACAACGCCACCCGUUGUGGAGCCUGUCAUCACGGCAACAUCCUCCAUCUUGGUUCCUGUCGACCUAGCAUUGCUGCAUCGCUAGAUCAUUACCUGAACUUUGACUUGGACAUGCCUGAUGCCGAGGUAAAGUACCUGCUUCAGCGACUGGACAGCAGGAUAGAGGUCCAUGCCAUCUAUAUCAGCAAUGAUGUCCGCCUGGGAAGUUGGUUCAAUCCUGCCUGGAGGAAGAGGAUGCUACUAACACUCAAGAGUAACAAAAACAAGUCCAACCUCAUCCACAUGCUAAUGGGCAUUUCUUUUCAGAUAUGCUCAACUAAAAAUUCAACACUGGAACCCGUGCCUGCUGUCUAUGUGAAUCCUUUUGGGGGAAGUCACUCAGAGAGCUGGUUCAUGCCAGUGAACCAGCCUGACUUCUCUAACUGGGAGAGAACUCGACUGGACAGCGUCACCACUGCACAGUGUUACAACUGGACUCUGUCUCUGGGCAGCAAGUGGAAAUCCUUUUUUGAAACAGUGCACAUCUACCUGAGAAGCCGCAUAGUCACGGAUGAUCCAACAGUGAAUGAAACUCUCUUCUAUGAGCCAUUGGACUUGGAUGAUCAGACCUCCAACCUGGGCUACAUGAAGAUCAACACGCUGAAGGUGUUCGGAUACAGCAUGCACUUUGACCCCGAGGGCAUCAAGGAUCUGAUUCUCCAGUUGGACUACCCCUACACACAGGGUACGCAGGAUGCCGCCUUUCUGAUGUUACUGGAGAUGAGAGACCGGAUUAAUCGGCUAUCUCCACCAGCACCACAGCCAUUAGAUCUGUUUUCUUGUCUCCUGCGCCACCGCCUCAAGCUGUCAGCCGGAGAGGUGGCACGAAUCAAGGACUCUCUGCAGAUCUUCAAUUCCAAGCUUCCCAAUGCUUCACCUGAACCUGAGCUGGCCCAGCUCUGUAGCUAGCUAGUUUAGCACAAUCGCCAGGUUCAGGAAUGAUGCUGUUCGUAGAAAGAGGAAUUGCUACUUCAGGGACGACUCUGCUGAGAUGGCCUUUGGACCCGAAUCAUCUGGAUUAACGUACUCUGAAGAAGGUUGAAUUCUUGGCCUUUUUAUGGUCACUCUCAGUUGGUUUUCUGGUGUUUUACCUUUGACAAACAGCAUCAUGUCCUUGACUUUUCGGAGAACGAGGGAUACUUUGACUCUGUUUAGGAGGCUGUACUGAACCCACCCGGAGGUUCACUUUUGCUAUUACUGCCCUGCAAACUGCGUAACUGGACAAGGCUAAAAAGGUUUCUUUCACUGACAAGUUUUUGUGAUUUGGAACAAUAAAAAGAAGAUCAUACAUAAGACACCUGCCUUGCAAAGACAAACGCGGUUUUCUUAUAAGAGGAACUCUUCAGAGGUCUUCAAAAAUUAGCGGAAGAGGAUUUCCCUUUUCUAACCCUAUUUUCUUUGGCUACAGAACAAUCUUGAGGGAAGGGAAAUGGGAUAAUUAUAUAUAUGUGGUGAAUGAGUUGUUAUGUUAUGCUUAACAGUUUAAAAUUUGAUAAUAUUGAACCCUGUCACUGUCUUUGAAUAUUUCUUUUUAAACCCUACCUUCCAUUUUAUCUGGCAUUUGAAAACUUGUAUCUAUGCUUAACAUCUGAGUGAGAAGCCUGUUAGUGAUGUUCUGUCCUUGGUGGCUUGUCUGUACCAAAAGAAGGUAACACAUUGGCAAUUUGAAUGGCAAAAUAUCGUAAAUGUUGAGUUAUUAUUCUUUCACUUUUGAGCUGAAAUAAUUCAUAAUGGAACCUUCAGAUGUGGUAACAAAAAGGUCUGCGGAUAUACAGCGCUGUAAAUAACGCUCCAUCUAACCCAGGUUGUGGACAAGUGCACAUUGCUUUUUAGAUAACUGAGUUCAAAGACCAAAAAAAUGUUUAUAACAAAACAAACUCAUGCCUUAUAUGGAGAGUCAAUGUUAAGGUAAGAAGCACAUUUAGUUUCUGUGUUUGGUUUCCCUGCAAAGGUUGUAUUGCUUUUUAUAUUUCAAUAUUUCUACCAAGACAGAACAACAGACGCAUUCUCCAGAGUACGUGGUAAUGUAGCUUUUCCAUGUAAAUGCCAGUCACUCGUUCUGCAGGUACUUGUUUUGAUUUGGUGUUGUGAAACUUUUGAAUCACCAUUCACAGUGCACACCAGUACAUGCAUAAUGUAAUUGUUCUGCAAAAUCCUCCAAUGAGAUAAACUUUCAGUAAAUAAUAGAACAUGGUUGAAUUUAUGGUUUUAAAAGGUUUUCAGUGGUUCGGUUAGUCUCAGGUCUAUGAAACUUUUUUUUUUUUUUUUUGACAUAUGGGUCCAAUGUGAGCUGCAGUUACCACGGCAACUGGAGUUACAAGGUUUCUGCGGGGCGGUGAUGGUACACUUGAAAGCUGCAAACUUAACCAGGAUGAUACUUGAUAUGAUUUUACUUUUGCUUCACUAAUUUCUCACUGAAAGUUAGAAAACCUUGUAUGUCAUUAUCAACAGUUCUUCUGUGCUCAGCUUGCUUAAGUAAAAACAAAGUGAUUUAUCUAUCUGAGAGCCUUUUCCUUGUUUACAAAACUUUAACCCUCACUGUUACGUCUGUUAUAUAGCAUUAUUGCCAUAUUACCUCUUUGCCUGCAUGUUACAACGUUGUCUUUGGUCAAUUCAAAGACAUAUUGAUAAGAUUAGCUGUGAAGAUGGUGUCAUGGAAAAGUGCAAUGAUGAUGGCGGAUGUGGUCAGAGCUACAGUAAUAGUGGUAGUAAGGGGAGGGGGUGACACAAGACCGUCUCAUCUUACCACCACUAGCUGUUCAUUGUUCUAGUGUAAGCACAGUUUUUCACAUUUGCAUUUAUUUAUUUCAC